This is a messenger RNA of Haliotis rufescens (red abalone), 8513 nucleotides long. RefSeq names its product serine/threonine-protein kinase 10-like. The transcript has 23 exons. Lineage: Eukaryota; Metazoa; Mollusca; Gastropoda; Lepetellida; Haliotidae. The record is from RefSeq and is a predicted model, not a curated record. Gene Ontology annotation, molecular function: ATP binding; protein serine/threonine kinase activity. Bases 257 to 4084 code for a protein of 1275 amino acids. Gene Ontology annotation, biological process: protein phosphorylation.
UGCGCAUGCGGAAGACUAAGCAAGAUGGCGACUGUCAAGUGAGAGAAACUUUAAGAUGAAAACAUUCAGGGUCUGCUAAAAUACGACAGCAAAGACAUUAACAGUCGGUUAUUUAGAAUCACUUUGGGUGAUAGGAUUGUUUUCAUGUAAUGUGACGCGACUUCCCACUGAUCGGGAAUUGCAUGAAACCGGAAGACGUCUUUAAAACAGAGGAAACUAUUCGGAGAGGUGGUACACCUCAAACUGGAUAUACAACAUGUCCGGAUUUCUAUCAAGUUUCAAAAAAUUGUUGCGACUGGGAGGUGAGGACUACAAUAAGAAGAAAGCACCAAACAAAAACAUCAUUACUGAUGUCGAUCCUCUACAGCAAUGGGAUAUAAUAUCCGAGCUUGGCGAUGGAGCGUUCGGCAAGGUUUACAAGGCGGAACACAGGGAGGACAGCAUGUUGGCUGCUCUGAAGCAGGUGGAGAUCAAGGGAGACGAUGAUCUCGAGGACUUCUCCGUGGAAAUCAACAUUCUGUCUGAGUGCAAACACAGGAAUGUCGUUGGAUUACAUGAGGCCUACUUCUUUGAUGGAAACUUGUCUAUGUUCAUCGAGUUCUGUGGCGGAGGUGCUCUGGACAGCAUUAUGGUGGACCUAGAGAAGCCCCUGUCAGAGGACCAGAUUCGCUAUGUCCUACAUGAGAUGUGCAGCGCUCUUGAGUUCAUCCAUCAGAAAAAGAUCAUCCAUCGGGACCUGAAGGCUGGCAAUGUUCUCCUGACCAUGGAAGGGGAUGUCAAACUUGCUGACUUCGGAGUGUCGGCCAAGAACACCAAGACCAUGCAGCGCAGAGACACCUUCAUUGGGACACCCUACUGGAUGGCCCCAGAAGUGAUCCUGUGUGAAACCCUGAAAGACACACCAUAUGAUUCUAAGGCCGACAUCUGGUCUCUCGGUGUCACUGCUAUCGAAUUUGCUCAGAUCGAGCCCCCUAACCAUGAGAUGCAUCCAAUGAGGGUCCUCAUCAAGAUACAGAAGUCCGACCCACCUCGGCUAGAAAAGCCUGGCAGAUGGUCAAGAGAAUUUAAUGAUUUUGUUGGUAGAUGUCUUCAGAAAGCACCAGGUCAGAGGCCUACAGCAACAGACCUUUAUACUCACCCCUUCACAAGGAACUUCACAGACAAGAAGCCUAUUCUGGAUCUCAUCCUCGAGGCCAAGGCUGAUGUUAUUGAGACUGUCACAGACCUUUCAGAGGAGGAGGAUAUCAAGGAGAUCAAGUUAAGCUUAUCCAAAGAUGAGGGUGCUGUUGAGGACAUGUUGGAGGAGGAAUCCCAGGACAAAGCUUUGAUUAUGCAGAGGCACAUGAGUGACGACUCUCAGUCCAUCGACUUGGACAACAUCUCCAGCUGCAGCGGAGACACCGACAAGCAUGACGACAAGGAUCGGGAUAAGAGUGUCGAAAAAGAAACCACUAAAGCCAAGACACCAACUCCAGAAAGAAAACCAACACCCGAAAAACAGAAAACUCCGGAAAGACAAAAAACACCAUCACCCGUCAAAGAAAAAUCACCAUCACCUGUUAAAGAAAAAUCACCAUCACCUGUUAAGGAAAAAUCUCCAUCUCCAGUUAAGGAGAAGUCACCAGUACCAGAUCACAAACAGGUUUCUGAAGAUAAGAAAGCUCCAUCCCCCAAGAAGUCUCCCGCUCCACCCCCACCAGCUGUGGUGGAGAGCCCUGAGGAGAAGCAGGAGACUACCCCAGUCCCGGCGAUUAAAGAACCAACGCCCCCCGUGGUUCCAGCUGAGGUGCCAGUUGAAGCAGCAGCUGAAGCUGUUAAGACACAUGAGAAAGAGGAGAAUGAUCGGUCUUCAGACGAGGGCAUAGGUCCGAGUGGAGACGAGAGAUCAGAGGGCAGCCAGACGGAGAGUCCCGCUAAGACACAGGAAGUGGUUGAGAAGGAAGCUGAAGAAACCACUACUGUUACAGUCGCAUAUGACAUAGCUGAUGACAUCAUUGAUGACGUCAUCAAGUCUACUCGAGUUCAGCCAUCAGUGCCGAGUGUUGUGUUCGAUACAAUACAGGACAUGACAGAGGCCCAGAUGGAGGAGGAGCAAGCUGAAGCUGCCUCUGUAGCCACCUCCACCACCUCCGACACCACUGUGACCUCUUCCACCUCUGACACCACCAUCACCUCCGACACAAAACCUCCCACAGAGGAGAAGGAAGAACCUGCUCCUGUACCAGCACCAGCACCAGCACCAGCACCUGCACCUGCACCUGCUCCUGCACCUACUCCUGCUUCAGUUCAAGAGGUGAAGGUCAGUGUUCCCAGUAGUGACAUAAAGGUGGAUGAAAAUGGUAAAGAUGUUAUAACAAUAAACGGACAGCCUGUGCCUGAAACUGGUGCUAUUGUUAUCAAUGGACAUGCAACAGUGGUCAAAGACACUGUCGUGUCGGGCGUUGGGAAAAAUGAAGUGACAAUAGAUGAGAAGAGACAGAGUGUGAUUCCAGAGACAGAUCUAGACACCUUUGUGACAAAGAUGACGAGUGAUGACCGGUUGCCGGGUGAUGGCAGGAACAUAGGUUACUCUAACCCAGAUGAUGACAUGUCUGACAAGAGGUCAGAGACCGGCAGCGCCACCACAGAUGGAAGUCUGGAAAGGGAGGAUUCCAAGAAGGUUGACAACAACAUACAGCGCAGGAAGAAGAUACGUGAGAGAAAUGAAAGUAAGAGCCAUUAUCGAACAAUGACAAAGACAAGGACGUACAUGAAGGAUGGCAAGUUCAUCACCACGACAACGUCUAAAGUGGUGGCAGCGGGUGAAGAAAACCGUGUGAAGGAAGAGCACAACCUCAGGAAGCAGGACCUGCGUGAGCUGAAGCUGCUCCAGAAGCAGGAGAACAAGCAGUACCAGGACCUCAUGUACAAGGCCCAUGUCGCCAGAGAUGCCCAGGAGAAGAAGUUCGAGACUGACAUGCAAAAUCUGGUCAAAAACUUCGACCAGGACAUGGAAACGCUGACUAGACAGCAGAAGCAGCAAGUUGAGAAGGCCGAGUUGGCCCAGUCCAACGACAUGAAGAAUGCUGCCCGCAAGAUCAAGACAGAACAGGAGAAGGAAGUGAAGAUCUUCAAGGAGCAAAUGAAGCAGGAGCUGAAGCUGCUGAAGCAGGAGAUGGACCUCCUGCCCCGAGAUGGCAAGAAAGAAGCCAUGCGCAAGCGCAAGGAGGCCAAGGAAAUAGAACUUACAGACAAGGAGCGGUUGUUCUUGGAGAACCAGCAGGAGAGGAUGGAGAAGCAUAUGAAGCAGCUCGGAGACCAGCACAGACAGAAGAUAGCCCUCCUGGAGAGCCAGUUCCUCCAACAGAAGCAGCAACUGCUCCGAGCUCGGGAGGCUGCUAUCUGGGAGAUGGAGAAGGAGCAGCUUCACGAGAAGCACCAGCUGGCCAAGGGGCAACUGAAGGAGAUGUUCUUCCUGAAGAGGCAUCAGAUGCUCACUCGGCAUCAGAAGGAAAUCGACCAGAUGAAGCGCUACAACUCGGCGAAGGAAGAGGAGAUGAAGGAGCGCCAUGCCCUGGAGAAGCGCCGACUACCCAAGAUCCUCAAGAAUGAGGCAAAGACCAGACAACAGAUGUUUAAACAGAGUCUCAGGCUCAGCACAAUAUCUACACCUGAAGACGACAAGAUGAAGAUUAAACAGUUUGAGGAGAAUGAGAAGAAGAGAAUGAAGGCAGAACAACAAAGGCAGGAGUCGAAGCACAAGAAACAGUGGGACGACCUUGUGUUCCGUAAUGAGACCGCCCUCAAGGAGCUGGAACAGCUGCAGGCUGAGAAGAGGAAGAUGUUGAUGGAGCAGGAGACGUUGAAGAUCAAGGAGGUGGAGAAACAGUAUGACUUAGAGCUCAAAGACUGGAAAGCACAGCUUGUGCCUAGAAAACAGAAACUGGAGGAAGAGUUUUCCAGACAGCGAGAUGAACAGGAAAAGUUUUAUGGUGCAUACGUAACAGGAGAUAUAGAUGGCCACCCACCCUAUUCCCGCUCAUCGCAGGGUAGUGUUCGCAGCCGAGAGGACACAAUGCGAUCAAGACACUCCACAGUGAUAUAGUUCCGACCAUAGGGACAUUGGUCACACUUACUUACAUUCUGUGAUGGGACAAGCAUAUACUGGCAGCACAGCCACAUGGGGGGAAUCAAGGGAGGUUACUCUGCAGGGCCCUUUGUUCUGCAGAUUCUUUAGCUGAAAUAUUUCCUGGUGGAUUAGCAGAGUUGUACUUACCUUGUGAUGUGACAGUGCUGAAGUGACUAUACAGUGUGUGGAGUUGAUCUAGAUGCUGCAGCCGGGCUUCAGCUUGAUGCUGAUGGCAGGACUCCUUGCAGAUCUGAUCGAGACAUAUGGUGCUGCAAUACUGGUGCAGCUGCAUCGUUGCAUGGAGACAGUUCAGUGCACCAGACCAAGGGUCUUGAUGUUGAUCAAUAUGAUUCAAGUGCUGGACAUUGGUGCAUCCCGAGAAUGAGAACUCAAGACUUGAGUCGGAGUGAUGAAGUAUCAUCUCCUGGUGCGCGAAACACUGUUAACCCUUUCACUGCUAACAAUGAGUACUCCUAAUGUCACACUAUGUGUAUUAAGUAUUCACAUAUUGUGCACUAUAUGCUUUCUGUAUAAGACUGAAUUGUUAAAACGUAAAUCACUGUAACCUAAGAUUUAAUAUUUGGACAAACUAACUUCAUAGUCUACAUCUAUUGGCUUGUGUUAGUUGGUAGACACCUGGCUACUUUCUAUAAAUGCAUGUGAGAGAUGACACGAGAGAAGCCAUGUAGACCAGAGCCAAGGGGUAUGUACGAGUCCUGAUUUAGGGCUGGUGAUAGUGAUAAACAUGGCGGUGUGUUGCACAGUGUUCAAUCAUUGCUUCCAGAAACCAGGAGAAACAUUGUUACAAUCUGUAUAUGUUGUCAUCUCCAUGGUUACGAGGACUCGGCCAAUGUAAGGCUUGCAGAUGUCCUAUAAUGCUAUUGAAUAAAUAUACUUAACUUUUAUUAUACACCAUGAAUUAGUAUGUAUAUAAGGUAGACUUGAAGACUGUUUGUAGAACCUAUUAUUUUACUCAGAAAAAGAAAAUUAUCACCAUAUCCACUUGGUGCAGGAAUUUAUGCUGGAAAAAGUAGAAGGUCAAUGUCGCAAACAUAUUGUAAAUAUUGAAGUAAUGGUUUUGAGAGUGUGACUUUGACAAGGACUCAGUGAAGAUUCUGUUUUUGAUGUUGACCUGGAUGACAAACGUAUUGUGAGUUUCUUCUCAUAGUUGAUAAUUACAGGGUUUAAGAACAGUUUUGUGGUAUGUUGAUGGUAGAGUUUUGAACAGACAGCACACCAGAUCAGUUUUUGUCAUGAACAAAUCAACAUAUUGUGAUGAAUCAAUGUGGAAUAAUACUUUAGUUUGUUCACUUCUUUCAGUGUUGAAACACUGCGUACACAACUCUCUCACACAACUCUCCCACGGGCCGCUGUUCCUCAAAACUACUUAUAUAAUGUGACAUUCAUACAAGCACUCUCCAAAAAUGUUUAGACGCACCAGGGCUGUGGGAUCACUUUAAGAUUUUCAUGAGAACCUUUGUUAAACGAAGGGAUCAGUUUAAAGUUUUAUACAGGAUAAAUAAUUUAAUUGUGAAAUUAUUGAUGUCCUCAUAAACAUUAUUUUGUCUAUUGUGACUAAUAGAUCGAAACUGUGCGGGUUGUUUCUCGAUCUUCCAAGUUGAGUAUAUUUGCUCCAACUCAUCAUUUUCAGAGAAUAUUUUUGAUGAUUAGAGCUGUUAUUUAUCAACUUCAAUCCUGAAAAGUUUGGGGUUUUUUUACAUGGAAAACUUGCAGACCUGUUAAUCUACACCCCAAAAUUAAAAUUAUUAUCAACAUCAAACUUUGGAACUGGCCCAAAUCAUACCAGCCCAAAAUCAAGUUUACUAGAGCUAUGCUAAAGACAAGUCACAGACUCAUGCAUAUAUCCGUAAAGGAAACAGUUCAUGUUUUGGAAUAAAAUAAAUUACAAUUUAAGGAAAUAGCAUUUAGUGACAUUUUGGUUUUUGCCAUAGGUAGAGUGGUGUCCGAGAGUUUGUGUUUUUAUCAUUAGUCCAUGUGACUGUACACAGAUACAUGCAGUUAGCACAACAUUGUCCUUCAGGCUUAAAAUUACAAACAGAGCUGGUAUAUAUUGUGUAUGGUGCAAAUUAUAAACAGACCAUUGGCAGUCCACAGAAAAUGGAUCUUGGAAAUGAUUACAUUUGAGGUUUUUAAAAUUUUAGAAAUCGCCAUCUGGAAAUUAUUUCUCCAGAAGCUGGUAUGUAUGUCCCUGGUCCUAUAUCUUCUUUAAAUUACAUAUGCAGUCUUUCAGAUUUGUUUUUAAAAAUAACUUUUUCAAGCUUUUAUUUCCAAAUUUCCUCCUUGAUCAAUAUCUAUAGGUUGCAUGACAAGGUUAAACAGAAUUUGCACCAUCCACUUCAAUUAGAAACCAUUUGGGAGUUUGUGCAAUUACUUCUGCUUGUAAGGAGAGUGGCCGUUUAUGAUGUGCUGUUUGUAAUUUUACGUUCUGUCGUACCUGUACAGAUGUUAUAUGUGGAUAUAGUAUCUGAAGUGUGAUUACUUCACAAUAUUUAUGUUUCAGGGUUUUCUAAAGAGCUUGCUUUGUACAGAAAUUUGCACUGGCUUGGAAACUUUCUCUCUAUAAAACUUUUGAUUUUCAGAGGGGAGGAUGUUCUCUAAGUGCUCCUGUCUGCCUCUCCCUCUUGUUGUAUGACCUAAAUAGAAGAUUUCAAAACCUACCUGGAGUAUCAGAGGCUCGCACAAAUGGACAUUGCACCUAUGAUUCCAAUAAUUCCUCUUCAUUCACAUACCAACAAACCUUCAUUGCAGUACGAACAUUAUUAGAAGUCCAAUAUUUUUUUCAAAAACUUGUAUGUUCAGUCAUCUGCAUGAUAUGAAAAACCUCUUCUUGGGUCAUACUGAACUGGAUGAAUGCAAAGUCUGUAUUGGCAUUUAAGAGCUGUAGAAUCAAUGAAGACAGGGUUGAGUUCUGAUAUCACCUGUAGUCUUUAUGUAUGUUUCAGUACCGACACUAAUACCUUUUUACCAAGCUAGCAAGUCACAAGAGUUAACCCAUCUUUAAUAUUUCGAUCAAAAUUAGGACUACAGAGUUGUGGUGGCUUAGAUUUUACAGCUGUUUCAAGGCAUAGGAGAUGUCAGUCAAGGUGCUAUGAUUGUUUGUGCCGGAUCCCUGAUACAUUCAAGGUAUUAUUGUUUGGUUUCUGUUGAGUCUGCAGCAUCUCUUAUUUCGCUGACAUUUAGUUGCAUUAUAUUAUUUGUUUUAAAAGGAGAGAUGUGUUUAAAUGUAUCAUGAAAUUGAUGUCCUGUUCAUAAUAUUAAACCCCUCUUCCCAGGAGCCAUAUUGAAUAAGUUAAUAAGCUCAAUAUGAAAUUGGUCCAAAUUGUAUUUCAGAGUAUGUCAUAUCUCAGAAAACACUGAUUGGUUUCAUAUCUUCAUAUUACCAACAAAAUCGUUCAAGCUUGGGAUUUUGAAAAGGGUAUUAUGGUCAUUGGAACUCAUCAGAAUUCCAACUGUGUCUGUUUUCAGUGCUACGAGAUCUUACAACAGUAUGUCGGAAUACAGAACAGUGCAUAGAGAGGCUUAUUUGUGUAUUGUCACGUUCCCAUCAAAGUUUACAGUAUUUAGUAAUAGACAUUAUUACUUAGCCAUUACAGUACCAUAUCAAGUAUCACGCAUCAUUGUUACAAUGUUCCCACAUAACACAGAGUAUACUAAUGUUGAGAACAGGGAAUAUUAGAGUUAUCUUCCAGUUAAUAAUGAAUGCCAACAGGAAGAGACACUGUGCGAUACGAGGAGGCACAAUUUUAACACAUACUGGAACAUGCUAAAGAAGUGUUUUCAGUCUUGUAGGGUUCCAUUUUAUAUCCAAACAGUUGCUCAUUUGUUCAUUUUGAAAGAUUCACAUAAUCCCAUUCAGGUACUUUGCACUUCAAUUUUCUUGCCAACUAUCAGUAGGUAGUGUUUUGGAUUGGACUUAGAAAUUAGACUUUCUUGUGUUAAUUUUUGAAUUUGUGUGGGAAAUAGUAUCAGCAGUUUUCCUGUUCGUGCAAUUGGUUUUUAUUCAACCUGAGUAAAUUUCGAAGUGUUUGCAUCUGGUGAACAUGACACGAGUUAUUGAGAACUGUUUGCAUCUGGCGAACAUGACACAAGUUAUUGAUAACUGUUUCCUAAACUGUACAUUUACACAGAGGGUUAUGUAUACACAAAGAAAAUCUGUAUAAAUUACGUAGAGCUGAGCUGAUUUGUAUAAAAUGAGUCGUCCGUGGAGAGGACUUUUCCCUGGUUUUCAUACUCAAUUCUCAGCACAUCAUACUUUGUGAUAUAUGCAAACUAUGCUUGCUAUUUAUAGUUUGAAAUCUUUGUCUUUUACUGUAAAAAUGUACCUUAAGGAUUCACCUGAAUAUAAUGUAUAAUAUAUAGAAUCAAAGUAAAGUCAAUCAAAUAA